This is a messenger RNA of Truncatella angustata, 3501 nucleotides long. RefSeq lists its product as uncharacterized. The record is from RefSeq and is a predicted model, not a curated record. The transcript is spliced from 2 exons. NCBI's taxonomy places the organism in Eukaryota, Fungi, Ascomycota, Sordariomycetes, Amphisphaeriales, Sporocadaceae. Gene Ontology annotation, molecular function: RNA binding. Bases 1 to 3501 code for a protein of 1166 amino acids.
AUGUCAAGUGCUAGAUCUGAACAUUUGGCCCUUGGUUUCCCACCUACAACCCAGGGUCGCUCCUCUUCACCAACUACAUCCACCUCGCAGUCCCCUAUUGAGGCAUCGGGCCCAUCAGGUGUCAGGUCCCCCUUUGGCAUGUCCGGCGGAUUGAACGCCGCUGGUAACAAGAUGGCAGGAGCCACGCGAUCCGGGGCAGGUUCUCCUUCGCAUGACAUACCUGGCUCUGGCAGACUAUUUUCCAAAAGAGCUCGCGAAAUUCAAGCCCAGGAAGGCGUGCCCUUGAACCCUUGGGGCGGCCCGCCUACCAGCGGAAAUUCUACUCCAUUGCGCGAGAAUAUCCCGGAGUCUCCCACCGAUGGCUUUCCUGAUUUCGUCCAGCAGCCAACUGCCGACAGCUUGCCGUCGGCGGGACGCCGUGGUCGUGCUGGCACCGUUCCAUCCAGAUUCCCAGGAGCACCCGUUGGAAAUGGACUCCUGAGUAUUCCAACUCUGGCCGCCCAGUCUUCACGCGUGAGCCCGUCGCAGAGCCCGUUCGGCAAAUCCCCUUCGCCAGGCCUGACGGACUCCUCUGGCCAAACCGCGUCUGGUUCUAGCUCCCUACUCUCGAGACUGCGAGCCGGCUCCAUGCCGCAGCGCAGCCCAUUCGCCAACAUUCCUGGCACAAGCUCCCCCUUUGGACCGACCCUCUUCAGCGGCAGCUGGAACCCCUCUGGGCGCGAACGAGGAAACACUCUCGCCAGUAUCGCCAGUGUUGGAUCGAACGGCCCGAGCUCACCUGCGCAGUCUGCAUUCUCGAAAGAGGGCAAUGGUGAGAAUGACGUCCACAUGCGCACGCUGGAUUAUCUUGGUCUGGCCGAGACACCGCAGCCUGCCCGCGCACAGCUGGCCGGUCCUUACCUGCCUGGCCUUGCCGAUUUCACCAAGCAAGCAAAUCGAUUCCGUUCGUACUCUGUGAACAACAAGGACAAGUACGCCGAUGAGGACGAUGAUGAUUAUGAUGACCCUGAGAGCCAGUAUGCUGCAGCUCUCCUUCAAGAUCAGCUCGCGGCUACGCAAGCAGCCAUUCACAAUCACAACAUCGCUGUUCAGAAUCUUCAAAACCUGGCUGCCCAGACCAUGGCACGACCAAGGGCCAGAACCGUGGGCGGUUUGGAUCUGACCGCUGCAGGCUCCCGAGGUCUCCGCAAUUUCUACCACACCCCUUCUCGUUUGGACAGCUCCAUGACUGCUACUGAGCUCCGGCUGCCAGACGACAAAGAAUUUGAUGAUCUUCCCCAGGCUGUAGCUGCAAUGAAUUUGGGGCGCUCUAACAGCCGUAACAAUGGUCUGCUCAGCGCGGAAGAAGGUCUUGAAGGGCCCACGAGUGCUUUGUGGCUGGGCAGUAUUCCCACCUCUACCACCACCUCGACGUUGACGGAGAUGUUCAAGCAAUACGGCCCCAUCAUUUCAGUGAGAGUCUUGACGCACAAGAAUUGUGGUUUUGUCAAUUUCGAGCGCAUUGACAGCGCCAUGUCUGCCAAGUCGGCCAUGAAUGGGAAGGAGAUCUUCCCCGGAGCUGGUCCAAUCCGCAUCAACUUUGCAAAGCCACCCUCUGCUUCGAACACUCCGGGCCAUGACGGGGUCUUCCCCUCGCCCAGUCCAGACCCUUUUGCCAAGGGCGGUGAAAAUUCUGCCUCGAAUGCUGCCAAUGCAGUGGAUGCAGCGGGGGUUGCCUCACAAGCAAACGCAGCCCCUGUGAUCCCUCCUCUGCACGAAAUCACGGCGGACAUUGUUCAAAUCGUCAAGUCUUUUGGUGCUACUGAUGAGGACACCUUCAGGAUCUCGCAUAGUCUGAAUUCCGCUGUUCAGUUCACCAACUUUGUUGAUGAGAUCCCUCCUGUCAGAGAGCCAACUCACACCCGCGUUCACGAUGCACCGAAACUACGAGAUAUCCGCAAGCGUAUUGACAAUCAGAGUCUAUCCCAGCCUGAAAUCGAGAACAUUGCUCUCGACAUGCUUCCCGAAAUCGCUGAACUGGCGUCAGACUAUCUUGGCAACACCGUAGUUCAGAAAUUGUUUGAGCAUUGCUCUGACAACAUCCGUGAUGCCAUGCUGGGCGAGAUUGCUCCACACUUGGCAGAGAUUGGUGUGCACAAGAACGGUACCUGGGCUGCACAGAAGAUCAUUGACGUGUGCAAGACACCUCAGCAGAUGACUCUGAUCGUCGAACAUGUCCGACCCUACACUAUUCCGUUGUUCCUGGACCAAUACGGAAACUACGUCUUGCAAGGUUGCCUGAAGUUUGGCAGCCCCUACAACGAUUUCAUUUUCGAGACUAUGCUUAGCAAGAUGUGGGAUAUUGGUCAAGGUCGAUACGGCGCAAGGGCUAUGAGAGCCUGUCUUGAGAGCCACCACUCAACCAAGGACCAGCAGCGAAUGCUUGCCGGAGCGAUCGCUCUGAACAGUGUACAACUUGCAACCAAUGCAAACGGUGCUCUGCUUUUGACCUGGUUCCUUGACACAUGCACCUUCCCGCAGCGACGCAGCGUGCUAGCACCACAGCUAGUUCCGUACUUGAUUCACUUGUGCACACACAAGGUUGCCUACCUUACCGUGCUCAAGGUCAUUAACCAAAAAGCCGAGGCUGACGCCCGCGACACAAUCCUCAAGGCUCUGUUCUUCACACCAAAGGACCAGGUCCUGGAGGCGAUUCUCAGCGACCACGCCUGUGGUGCAACUUUGAUCUUCAAGGUUUUAACCACACCAUUCUUUGAUGAGAGCAUCCGAAGCCAAGUCGUUGAGAACGUCAAGAACGUCCUCAUUCGCAUCAAGGCUCAACCCAACCAAGGUUACAAGCGCCUGAUGGAUGAGGUUGGCUUGUCCACUCGCAAUGGUGGAGGUUCUCGGGAUCAUUCUAUCAGCGCAACUGAGCGACAACGUCCAGCUUCGAGACAGGCACAGGGUCAUGCGCAGGCGAACGCAGCGGCAGCUCAGCAAAAUGCCCAAUAUGGCAGCCAGUACUUGAACCCCCUCAACCCGGCCAGUGCUCCCGGCAAUUACGACAUGGGCUAUGGUAGAGGUGAUGGCAAUGAAUCUGCCAUGCCUCCCUUCCCGCAAUACGGCCAACAAAGUGGCAUGUUCAAUGGCAACAACCCUGCGAUGGUCUCCAACAUGCAGCAGCUGCAGUAUCAGCAGAAUAUGUUGCCACGAGGCAACCCGCCCAUGAACAACUUCUUCACGGGCAUGCAAGCUGGCUACAAUGGAUACAACAGUCCCACGCCGCCUAUCGACCAGUACCGUAAUCAACCCCUUGCGAACGGCAGUCCUAUCCAGCCGCCAGGAGCACCUUCAGGCUUUGCUCCCCCAGGCUUCAAUAUGCCAAUGGGAAUGGGUAGCUAUGGCUACAACGGCAUCAGCGGAAUGCAAAACAUGCCCUACAUGCAAGAACAACCAGUCAACACGAGGCGCGGACGCGUAGGUCAACCUCCCCACAGAGGCAGGAAAUCACCUCGACCGUAG